AUGAACACCUGCACCCACAAACACACACUCUCACACACACAGACUGUGCAGAGUGGGUUUUCCUCUCACAUCUCAUACCAUCAGACCCACAGUCCUUAAAGUUCUGUCAAAGUGCAGCUUCUUUUAUGUUGUCCAAGUCACAGCAAUAUCACAAAUAAUACACAAUCUUUUUUUUAAUGCCGCAAAUGUAAAUGUAGGUCAAUACUGCAGGGACAAUUUCACUUGAUUUGCAGUUAAUAAGAAUUGCACACGCAGGUGGCCGGAGAGGGGAGGGGCAAAACACACCAACAUCCUUUGAGUGAUUUUGCAUCCAACAAUUUCUCCGAUUGUGUCUGCACUGACGCAAACUAAUGCUGUCCUCUUUAUUUUAGCUACCCCUGCAGCUUCUCAGAAACAUGGCUGCACCUUUCCCUCUUUUGAUUUUAUGCCUAACGUUCAGAUUGAGUCAUAGUGGGACUUUACCUGAAUGGUUCAAAAAUGUCUCUACUAAUCUCUUUGACUUGCCAGGGGACAUCAUUCUCGGAGGGCUAUUCCCCAUCAACGAUGUCACCAGCAACCUGACACAGAGGAGAGUGCCUCACAACAUCAGCUGUGAUAGGUAAUUAAAUAUCCUAUUGUUAAAAAUUCAUCAAGUUUGCAUAAUCUUACUUUAAGAGCUUGUCACCUGUUUUUUUCUGUUUCUGUCGACAGUGUCAAUAAUUUCGGACUGGGCCUUGCUCUAGUCAUGAAGUACGCAGUGGAUGAGAUCAAUGCAAACCAAAUUCUGCUGCCCGGCUGGACACUAGGGUUUAAAAUCUACGAUACAUGCAGACAAUCUGCCGUCGUGGUGAAACCGACUCUGUCUUUCCUCACUGAAAAAUCUACCGGUGCGUUGUCUGUGGAGUGUAACUACACCGACUACGAGACUAGCAUAUCAGCCGUGAUUGGACCUUACAGCUCGGAGAUGGUGUCGAUCAUAGGAAAACUGCUGGGGUUCUUUCUGAUGCCACAGGUUUGAUGAAAAGUUUUUUCAAAACUUCACAGAAAACACACCUUAAGGUUAAAAAUAAUGCCUCAUUCUACUCCUUAAAUCAUAACCUGCACUAUGACACUUUUCCUCUUAAAUAUACUUUCUCUAGCAUAUAUACAUAUAAUAGGGCUGGGCGAUAAACUGAAAAUUUACCAUACUGAAAUUUACAAAAACAACCGCCAUUUUGCCCAUAUCUAUAUACUCGGUGUCAAAAAGUAGAUAAAUAAAAGUUGGUUUUGGAUGUGUGUAGGUAGGCUAUGGUCUCAUGUCCCUUUAAGAAGCUGUCCUACAUCAGAGACGUGACUCCACCCCAUCCAGUCUGUAACAAAAAAGGAAAGAUAGGUGAGGAGAUGGAGGAUGGUUCAAAAGUUGGAGAGGCUGGAGCUAAAGUACACGAAGUAAAUGUGGGAGUGGGUGAGCAGCUUGUGGAGUAGUAAUCGUCGAUUUAUCGUUAUUGAACUGCUCAGUGUAUCGUGAUAUUGAUUUGAGGCUAUAUCGCCCAGCCCUAAUGUAUAUAUGUUUAUAGAUAUAUAUCAUCACCUGAGCUACAUGCAUGUCUACUGUGUAGAAUACACUUUAUCACUCAAGGAAAUGUCCAAUAUGUUUCUGUAAACGCCUGAAUCUCAUGCAUAUUACUAUUGUAUACUGUUAAUUAACUCUCAUGUUAAGCCCAACAUCCUUAUCCACAGUGUCCCUCAUGGAGAAACUCAAAAACAGUAAAUGCACACAAGCAUUCCGUUCCAGUGCUAAUAACUUAAUGUAGUAAGAAUGACUCUCCUCACUACAGAUCAGCUACGGGGCCACCAGUGACAAAUUCAGCGACAAGGAACUCUACCCAUCUUUCUUUCGCACGGUACCCAGUGACAAAUGGCAGGUGGAGGCCAUCGUGCUCCUCCUAAAUGAGUUCAAAUGGAACUGGGUGGCCAUUGUAGGCAGUGAGGAGGAGUACGGACAAGGAGGGGUGCAGGAGUUCUCCAAAAUAGCAGAAAACAAGUCUGUCUGUGUGGCCUAUCAGGCUCUGAUUCCUGUGUACACUGACCCUGGGCCGGCCGUCUUAACCAUCAUUGACAACAUCGUAGCAGCCAGCGUCAAGGUGGUGGUGUUAUUUGCACUCCCAAAGCCUGCAGAGACUUUAUUCAAAGAGGUAAGUGAAGCAGAGAACGGUUUCAUAGAAGAAAAGGAGGUUAUUUGUGGAAAAAAUAUCUUGUUUUCAUCAAUCCUCACUUUUCCAGGUGAUCAGAAGAAACUUGACUGGUGUGUGGAUUGCCAGCACGAGUUGGUCCAUCCACUACCUCCUGACUACCCUUCCGAACAUCCAGUCAGUCGGUACAAUCAUUGGAUUCACUGACAACAUGCAGACCUUGGAUAUGCUAACUCCCUACAUGACAGAGGUCUUCACCAGAAUGAGCGAGGAGAGGGCGAACACGCCUCAACAAACACCACCACCAAAGUAUGGAAACCCUGAUAACCCCUGCCCACAAUGCUGGACCUUGACAGCUGCUAAUAUCAGCCUGGUGGAGGACCCUGUAGUGAAGCGCUCAGCAUUCGGAGUGUAUGCUGCUGUCUACAGCGCGGCACAGGCACUGCACAAUCUGCUGGGAUGCAACGCAACUGCCUGCAUGAAAGGACCAGAAACCAAAAUCUAUCCUUGGAAGGUGAUAAUUUUAAGACAAUAAGAUACUAUUUUAAAGGAAUAUUAUUUAUAACACAGGAAAUAAAUUGUUCUUAAAAUCUUUUUUACAGCUAUUUCAGGUUUUAAAAAGAACAUCUGUAGAAAUAAAUGGCACAAGUGUGGUGUUUGACAGUGACGGUAAUCCAAACAUCGGUUACAAUAUGCUCCAGUGGGUGUGGAACGACACAGAUUUGGAAUUCAAGAAAAUUGGAACCUUUUACAAACAACUGUUUAUGAACAAAUCCCUAUUUGAAUGGCACACUCCAAACAAUGAGGUAAAAUGGAUCUAUAUGAUCUCAAAUUUCAAACAAAUAUGCCACAUAAUUCACACAAAGGUGUUGAAUACAGGAUCUUUAACUAUGAUGUCUCGGCUUUGGCAGGUUCCUGAGUCCACCUGUUCAGCAGCAUGUGAGAAAGGACAGGUUCGGAGAGUGAAAGGCUUCCACUCCUGCUGUUUUGAUUGUAUCAACUGUAUGCCUGGCACCUACCAAGCAAAUGAAGGUAAUAUUUUCACACAAGCGCUUUCAAAAUAUCAGUCCUGACUUUAAAGGAGAAGUGCAAAAUUUUCAAGAAAACAUUUACUUGCUGUCUCUCGAGGCAACCAUUGAGUAUCAUCCUUGUAAGUCAAUUGACUUUUUGCAAGACAGCAGAUAAGCAUCUUAACAAAAUGUCAAACUAACCCUUUAAACUAUUUUUGCGGAUAAUAAACUUCGAUUAAUUGAUGCCUCUGGUCCUAUUUUGGUAUAUGCCCUUGAAAAUUACCAACACUUGGGCUGAUUUCAAUAAACAAAUAUAGUGCAUGGCCUAUACUUCUUUAUGAAUGGGACUAUUUAUCAAGUUUAUGUUCACAAUCAGCUCUUGUUUUGGUUGCCACAUUUUAUUAAAGUAACAGUAACUUCCUUAUAAAGUUUUUUAAUGCCAGUAAUUAUAAAAACUUACGUUUUGAGACUAAGUUAGUAUUGUUGGAUUGCAGUUUUUGGUUACUUACAGUAAUUUAUUACAGCUCUUUUUUGUUUAGUAUUACAAUAGAUUGAGUGUUAGUAGUACUAAUAUCAAAAAUAAUACUAUCAGUAACCGUCUGAUAUGAUUUUGGUUGUGUUUGAUAUUCAAACCAUAUUCCCAAUGUGCUUUCUGACUAAUAGAGGACAUCCAAUGUACCAAGUGCCCAAAGGGUCAGUGGUCUCUGAUCCGCAGCACUAACUGCACUGAACCCACCUUUGAUGUGCUGUCCUGGGACUCCACCGAGGCUCUGGUGAUAAUACUCGGUGUUGCGCUGCUGCUGAUAUGUCAAGGUUCAGUGGUGGUAGUUUUCCUGAAGCACCGGGACACCUUGAUGGUGAAGGCCUCAGGGGGAGUCCUGAGUUUCGUGGUCUUGCUAAGCCUGAUGGCAGCGUGUCUCUGUCUGCUGCUCUUCCUGGGGCAGCCAGGUGAUGUGGUGUGUCGUCUUCAGCUGCCCCUCACCUGCGUAUUCCAAACGAUUGCUUGCUCCAUUAUCAUGUUCAUCUCACUACAGGUAAAGAUAAAAGGUUGAACCAUUUUACUUAGUGAAGCAUUUCUUAUAGUUCAGAUUCAGGUGUGUGAUUAUCAAGAAGCAUUUCAUGAGUGCUGAAACAUUGCAACAACAAUAGGACUUUUAGUAUGUAUCACUCUGCCAUUAACAACUACAUGCUGCUUGAGAACCAUGCUGCUCAGUAUUGUACUCCGGGUGGCGCUGUUGUACUGAAUAUCAGCAUGACUGUGAGAUGGAAUCACAGUCAAGCCAAUACUCAGUUCAACACCACUACCUCAGAUGAACUACAGCUGGUGUAUGGGACAAAUUGUAUAGAGUUUUUCAUAAUUAACCCUCUUUUCAAACAGGUAGCCUUCCUGUCAGAGUUCCCAGAGAUUGCUGCCCGUUACCUGCCUAUGCUCAGAGGCCCUGGAAGCUGGCUGUUUCUGUUGGUGUGUUGGGCCGUGCAGGCUGGUAUCUGCGGCUGGUUCGUACAGGCAGGGCCCUCACUCUCAGAAUACCGGGCAAAUAUGACAAUAGACUUUGUUAGAGAUUUUCUGGCGUGUCCAGUGGAACCUAUGAGUGGAUUCGCAGUAAUGCAAGGUCUCAACUGUGUAAUGUCCCUUGCAUCAUUCAUGUGCACCUUCAUGGCAGCAAAGCCUCCUCAUCAGUACAACCUUGCCAGAGACGUUACCUUUUCCUCCCUGCUCUACUGUGUGUUCUGGGUGACCUUUAUUCCAAUCUACAUAGGCUUGGACACAAAGAGUAAGUCUAUUGUACACGUGUCUUUCACUUUGGCAAGCAUCCUCGGACUGGUGGCAGCCUACUUUUUUCCAAAAUGCCACUUACUGCUGAGAAAACCCGAGCUCAAUACAGACGACCACUUCUGUACCUUUCUCGAGUGUAUCCCACCUACGCCAGCUCAGGAAGAGCCACAGCCAAACCCUGAACCAGAACCACAACCAGAACCAGAAUCAGAGCAUUAG
This is a messenger RNA of Xyrichtys novacula (pearly razorfish), 5156 nucleotides long. NCBI's taxonomy places the organism in Eukaryota, Metazoa, Chordata, Actinopteri, Labriformes, Labridae. The record is from the annotation of a GenBank genome assembly.